Apiotrichum porosum is the source of this 3306-nucleotide messenger RNA. Its product is annotated as HisKA. The coding region runs from base 1 to 3306 and encodes 1101 amino acids. Gene Ontology annotation, molecular function: histidine phosphotransfer kinase activity; phosphorelay sensor kinase activity. The record is from RefSeq and is a predicted model, not a curated record. Lineage: Eukaryota; Fungi; Basidiomycota; Tremellomycetes; Trichosporonales; Trichosporonaceae. The transcript is spliced from 8 exons. Gene Ontology annotation, biological process: protein autophosphorylation; phosphorelay signal transduction system.
AUGGUCAAGACCAAGGCCAGCCCGGCGACUCCCAGUGGCUCCGGGUCCUCAUCUACUGCGACAAUAACACGACACCGUCACCGCCGACCAGGUCUGGGGACAUGGGACAUGGCUUCCGCAAACCCAACCCUCCGCCGGGCAAAAGCCGGCCUCAGCGUGGCAGAUGAGUUGAAGGUCGGGGACGACAGUACGACGGGCUCUGGCACAUCCAACACUGCAGUACCCGUCGAACGACGACUACCCAGCAAGUCGCCUCGAGCGCGUUUCGCGGCCCCCAAGUCUCGCCUCAUGACGUUUGCAGCCAACAUUGCCCGCCAGAUGAGCAUGACCCCCGUGCCGUCGACCGAGAGCGGGACUGGCGACUCGCACAUGUCCGACAUCGAGACGGGGGCGAGCAGCAGCAGCGUGCAUGGGGCCACCAUGGGCCCUCCGUUCCCAAACGCCGAUGCUGGCAACCGGCACGGCGAGUAUCUCACAUACGGACCGGAACGCGGGGAACGUGAACCGUGGUCGCGGUCGUCUGCAUCGAUGCGGAGUGCCGAGCCUGAAAAGGAUGCGGCGGGGACUACGCCCAUGUGCCCACGACGGCGUCGACAGGCGCGACAAACCCGCCGACAGAGUAACGCCAGCGAGGAGCCUGCUGGCCCUGUCAACUGGCUCGUUGUCGACAAUGACUUCGCAGCCUUCACACAACCUGCCUUUGACCCCGAGGAAGAGAGACAGAGGGUGCAAAAGGAGCGCCAGAGGGAUGCGGAUAUAGAGAGGGCAAUGAUCAAUGCCGCCGAGGUCGAGAGCGCGUACAAUGCCACCCCGAGCCACUUUUCCGACGGCGGGUCCAGUCGUCUGAGGCGACGAGGCGGUUGGGGCCGGAGGCUGUGGGACGCUUGGCUGUGGCUGUACCACUGCGCAUGGUACGCGUCGAAACCGUCCGCGUUCAUCGGCUCCCUCUUCCUCCUCACGCAGUGGGUGCUCAGCAUGUCGCUGGCGACCAACAUGAACACAUACGGGUACACUGUCUACUUUGGAGCCGCUGGGUUGUUUACCGUCCCACUGCCGCUGCUCGUCCUCUUUGACGGACAGCGGCGGUUCAAGUGGAUCUUCCAGGCCUGGGUCGGGGCUGCAACCUGGGUGUGGGGCUUUAUCUACACUCGCCAGAUGACAAAGUGCCACUUCUUUGGAAACAACCCGACAUGCACCUCAAACUACCUGCACCUCUUCGCCGUCCUCUUUGGACUGCCGACCAUGGGCAUUGUCGCCCUGUCCCAAAACCGUGUCAUCCACAUUGCCGUGUCACUGUCGUGGACCAUUACUGCAGGUAUCUUGUUUGGAAAGGAACCCAAAACGCCCAACAUCAUGUGGCGCAGCGUGGCCAUCUUCCAGCUGUACCACUUGUUCCUCGCGCUCAACAGUUACUACCGCGAACGUUCCGACCGCGCGUUCUUUACCCUCAGGUCUCAGCUCAAGAGCCAGUACAAGGCUGUGCAGACUGCACAAGCCAUGGAGAGACGCGCGGACCAGUCCAAGAAGCGUUUCGUCUCGUACAUCUUCCACGAGGUGCGCGUGCCCCUCAACACGGCCCGCUUGGCCGUGACCAAUCUCGAUAGCGAGGGAGCGUUUGCCCAAAUGCACGCGGACCAACAGGACUUGAUCCUGGGUCUCGAUGGCAGUCUGCGCAUGAUGGAGAAGGUGCUCAACGACAUGCUCUCGUUCAACCGUAUGGAAAGCGGCAACCUCAUCCUCGCACGCAAGCCGUUUGACUUGCACAAGUCUAUCCACUACGUGGCCUUGUCGCACCGCGCCAUUGCCGAGCUCACCGGACUCGAUUUUGAGCUCGAGCUCGACUGGCGUAUCGACGCCAUGGGGUCGACUGUCAUUGGCGACGAGAUGCGGUUCAAGCAAGUGUGCUCCAACCUCGUCUCGAACGCGUUCAAGUUUACGAGCGAGGGCGGUGUGCGCAUAGUCACCAAACUGGUCUAUCCCGAAGUCCCGGAAGUGGCAGAAGCGGGUCCUCAUCCGGUGGUGGUCGAGAAGAUUGUGUCCGACGGCGAGGUCGUCCAUCCAGAGCUAACCUUGCCGGAAACGGUCGAUGCCGAGACGCCUGUAGUCGAAGAGUCGCUUGAAGAGCAGCAUCAGGACGACGAUGAGAAGGGCUACGUACCCAUCCAUGAGCCGCCAUCGCCGCGGUCGGGAACGCCCGUCCAGGAGUCACCCAACCCCAGCACGCCCCAUGUCACGUACCGUCCCCGACCUGAGUAUUCCAAAGCGGUCAUCCGCGUCGAAAUCCAUGACACUGGGGCUGGUAUCUCUCCCUCGGACGUGAGGCAUAACCGGCUCUUCUCGCCAUACGUCCAAACCGAGAUUGGUCGGCGACAGGGCGGCAAGGGCAGUGGCCUCGGCCUCGCGCUCGUCAUGCAGAUUGUCAAACUCAGCCAUGGCCGCCUCGGUGUCGACUCUGAGCAAGGCAAGGGCAGUGUCUUCUGGUUUGAGCUGCCGUACUCUAUCCCUCCGCCCGAGCGGGCAAUGUGCCAACGCCGCGCAUCGCCCGUCAGCUUCAACUUGCCGUUUGCAGGCUCGAUUCUGCCUCUAGACACGGAAACGGGCCUUCCACACACCGACUCGCCAUUUAGUGGGGCAGCGAGCGCUCCCAUGUCUCCCAUGAGUUCCAUUUCCAUCUCGGGCCCGCCUGGAGGCCAGCAUCCAGCACACCGUCUGCCCGGUUUCGAACAGCAGCACCAGUCCCUCGCGGCCGCCACUGCUGCCUCGACGAUGACUCCGCUUUCAGAAACUCCCCAGGGUCUAGCACUACCUGCUUCUGCGGUCCUGCCUUCCUCUUCAGCAUACUACAAACACCGCCGCCUAUCGCACGCGUCACACACCUCGUCCCAGCACAGCGCGUCGCCCCUGACCGUGCUUGUCGUGGACGACGACCCGCUCACGCGGAAACUCAUGGCGCGCAUGCUCACGCGAAUGGGGCAUGAUGUGGCCAUGGCCGAGAACGGCGCCAUUGCGCUACAAAAGAUCGUGGCCAGUUGGAAAGGGGAGGGCGAGGGAGCGCCCGUGGACGUGGUCUUCUUGGAUAAUCAAAUGCCGCUCAUGUCCGGUGUUGAAGUGGCCCGUGAAGUACGUCGACUGGGGAUUACGGUCUACAUUGUGGGCUGUACGGGCAAUGCCCUGCGCGAAGACCAGGACGAGUACCUCGUCGCAGGCGCCGACGACAUCAUCCCCAAGCCUGUGGCCCAGACUGAGAUUGUGGCAAAGUUGGCCGAGGCGAGGAGGCGGAAGCAUGGCACUCCGUCUUCAAACUAG